CCAGGGACAAAGAUUUGGGUCUCACACAGAGGGGUCAGCCACCAUGAGUCAGCCUUUUUGCAAUGUGAAGCACUGCUAAAAGCACAUCACUGUCAGAAGUGUGAUCCUGUAACUAACAGUAUUUUUGUUUUUCUUUCCUUUUAGUUUGAGCCAUCACAGUGUCAGCAUCAGAAGAAAAUGCAAACCUUUGUCUCGAUAGCCCAGAAAGCAUGGGGAAUUUUUGUAUCCGAAAGGAAACCUGGCUGGAAGUACCUGAUGCAGCUUUUUGCAGUUUGCUCUGCAGUUGGCUUUGUCUCAAGCUUUCUAUUAUUCCUUGGCAUGCACUUUUCCCUGGCACACAGUGCUUUGUGUCCCUUACUGGUAACUGGAUUCAUCUGGAUUUUGCUUUCUAUCAUGCUCUCAUGUUUCAAGCAGCUGCGCUGCUUUAGUGUCCUGUUCCUUCUUUCUUGCGGACUGCGAAAUGGCAGGAAUGCACUUAUUGCGGCUGGCACAGGUGUCAUGGUGGCUGGCAACAUCCAAAAUAUAUUUCACAACCUAAAGGUUCUGGCAGACAGUAUAACCUGUCAUUUAGAGUAUGAACAAUUUGCCUUGAUAAAAUAUUAUGUUGAGGCAGUAAAAUGGAUUUAUGAGAUGACCAAGCUUUCCUCUGAUCUAUCUAAACAUAUAGUGUUUCUAAGGCAUGAAUUCUCACCAUCUUAUUCGAUUUCAGAUGAUGCAUUAAAACAAGAGCUAAAUGACACAAAGCAAGAAAUCCAGAGAGUUGCUAACCAGAUAUCUUUUAUGCUGACUAUACUGCCCUAUAUAGGCCAGAAAGUACUGCCUGUAGUGGGGAUUUUUCUAGCUUCUUUUGGAACCUGCCUCUUUAUCAAAAAAUUUGUGGGUUCUCACAGCACCAAAUAUAAGAAUACUUACAUCACAAAAGAGUUUAUUGUAUUUGAUGAGCGCCAAAAGCAACAGCAAAGAGCCUGUCUUCUGCCACUUAACAAAAAAGAAAGAAAAGAUUAUGUAAUAAUCCCAUCUUUCUGCCUCACAAGGAAGGACAGAAAAAACAUGCAGUACUUCUUCUUUCCUGUAAUUAUUCAUCUUUGCAUCUGGCUUCUGUUUGCUGCGGUAGAUUAUCUGUUUUAUUGGUUAAUUGUUUCUGUGAGUAAACACCUCCAAGAAAUACCAGAUAUAGAGAUUCAGCUCAGCCUCUUUCAGCAAAGGAAUGAGAACAGCUUUAUCUUUGAUAUGAGGGAGCAUAUUGCAAAGACUGAUCCUUUCAAGAUCUCUUUGUUUAAGCAUGACUGCCUCCCUCAGCCAGAGCUUGCACUCUCCACAACAUGGAUCCAGCUUGGAGUCAUCAUCUUCUUCUUAAUAAUUUUUGGGUUAUUUUCUGGCCUCCUGAACCAACUUAAAAUACUCGUGUUGACUUCAUUUUAUCCUGACACAGAGAUGAAACGGAUACAUUACUUGCAUGCAAAAUUACUGAAGAAAAGAGCAAAGCUACAAGAGAAAACCGGAAAGAACACAUUUGCUAAAAUGGUCAACUUUUGGUUUCCAAUACUGAAGGCAAGAGAGUAAGGAAGAAAGAAAGGAGUAUGUUAAAUGACAGUAGGGUAUGGAACAGACAAGUGAAUCUUUGGCUAAGGCAGAGAUGUUCUAGCUCCACAGGAACCUGUGUUUCGCACACAUAAUGGCACAGCUUGUUUGUCAUCUUCAUGUUUGCCAGACACUGAAGAUAGAAGAUGCAUCAGAGGUUGCCCAUUGGCCUCUGGGCUGGCCAAGAACCUAACUAGAGGGCUUAGAAUUUUCUAGACUUUCUGUUUAUCAACCCUCAACUGCCCCAAACCCUUCAGCCUGGUUCUUUAUCAUCUCUAGCUCCAUAUACCUGCUCCUGACUCUGUAGCAGUCUUCUGCAGGGUGAAUGCUUUAUUUGCUCUGUCAAUCUUCCAGCUCAGCUGAACUCUCCCUCGCACUUUGGCUUCCUUACUUUUGGUUAUGCAUCUCUCAGAAGUUUAUAAUCCUAGUCUCCCACAUGGAAUUCCUCACUUGGUUUUAAUCUCCUCCUUUCACGUAUCCAUAGACUAGUUGCAGUUGCAAUUGCUCGUGCAAAUUGUCCUGUAUCUUAGAUGGUUGCAGGAGAGGCAAUGAAGCAUGUACAGAAGUGAGAGUGCUCACAAGAGCUAGAAUACAUAGGAAUCAG
Messenger RNA from Neopsephotus bourkii (Bourke's parrot), 2185 nucleotides. It is a transcript of the gene DCSTAMP, whose product is annotated as dendrocyte expressed seven transmembrane protein. Bases 178 to 1563 code for a protein of 461 amino acids. The record is from RefSeq and is a predicted model, not a curated record. Gene Ontology annotation, cellular component: membrane. NCBI's taxonomy places the organism in Eukaryota, Metazoa, Chordata, Aves, Psittaciformes, Psittacidae. The transcript has 3 exons.